Messenger RNA from Ictalurus punctatus (channel catfish), 5459 nucleotides. It is a transcript of the gene tbc1d25, whose product is annotated as TBC1 domain family, member 25. Gene Ontology annotation, molecular function: GTPase activator activity. The record is from RefSeq and is a predicted model, not a curated record. Gene Ontology annotation, biological process: activation of GTPase activity; regulation of autophagosome maturation. Gene Ontology annotation, cellular component: autophagosome. Lineage: Eukaryota; Metazoa; Chordata; Actinopteri; Siluriformes; Ictaluridae. The transcript is spliced from 7 exons. Bases 379 to 3060 code for a protein of 893 amino acids.
CGAAGCAGCGCCGCUGACGCUAGAGGCUGCGGGAACAAACAAAGAGGCGGGUGUGUAGAAAUGUAACAUCGACUCAGCGUUUUAAUUAAAAGCUUGACCGCUUGUAACACAUUUUUUAGAUUCGUUGUUAGGUACAUCUGUGUUUUUCUAAUAUAUGAUACUAAAUACUACGGUUAUAAACCUGUUUUUUUCUGUAAUCAGCUUUUAUUUUGAAAUCUGGUCAUUUCGGUGAGUUCUUGAGGAUUUUCUCCGGAAUCUGUCAAAGAUACACAGGGUUACCGCGCAGCAUCCGUGCUGUUGAACCCAGUUUCGAGUUUGUUUUAUCGAUGGAGGAUCAGGAUUCCUGAAGGGGAUAUUUACAGAGUGAACUACCCCAGCAUGUCGGCCGAGGAGGAGGAGAGGGGGGUAGUUCGAGUUAAAGUCAAGAAGUAUGAGGGAUUGCAGCCAGUGGAAUUCCGCUCUUUUGCCGUUGAUCCACAGAUCACAUCAUUGGAGGUGUUGCAGCACAUCCUAAUACGAGCCUUUGAGCUGAAUGGAAGGCGUAAUUUUGGCAUUAGUUACCUGUCCCGUGAUCGCAUAGGAACAGAGGUGUACCUCUCCCUCCUGUCUGAUUGGGAUUUAGAUGCAGCGUUUGUCAGUGCAGCUAAGCCUUACCUCCAGCUUAAGAUGGACAUCAAACCUUCAGAAGACAGUCCAGUUCUUGAGGACUGGGACAUCAUAAGCCCGAAGGAUGUGAUUGGCUCAGAUCAGCUACAGGGCGAGAAGAGGUCACUGACAUCUACGGCUCUUCCCUUCACCCAGUCCCUGCUGUCCCAGGUUACUGAUGAUGUUCUUCACCCAGUCAGCCAGCUGUUUUACCAGCCAGUCUCUGCUGCGUUCAGUCAGAUGGGUCGGACAUUGUCUAGGGUUCAGCAGGCGUUAAGCUGGUCAUAUGGGGAGGAGGUUAAGCCAUUCAAGCCUCCACUGAGUGAUGCAGAAUUUCACAAUUACUUGAACAGUCAGGGUCAGCUGACACGGCCAGAGGAGUUGCGGCUCCGCAUUUACCAUGGCGGGGUUGAGCCUUCCCUGCGCAAGGUAGUGUGGCGUUACCUUUUAAAUGUGUACCCAGAUGGCCUGACAGGACAGGAGAGGAUGGACUACAUGAAGAGAAAAACAAGAGAAUAUGACCAGCUGAAAAGUGAGUGGACAUCCAGGGUGACCCCAGAGGAUCUGGAGUUCAUUAGAGGAAACGUUCUAAAGGAUGUGCUUCGAACUGACCGAGCCCAUUCAUAUUAUGCUGGCUCGGAGGACAGUCCCCACUUGACUGCACUGACUGACCUCCUCACCACUUUUGCCAUCACACACCCGCAGGUGUCGUAUUGUCAAGGUAUGAGCGAUAUUGCCUCUCCAAUCCUUGCUGUCAUGGACAAUGAAGCACACGCCUUUAUUUGCUUCUGUGGUAUCAUGAAGCGCCUCGAAGGCAACUUCCGCCCUGACGGCCAACUAAUGUCUAUUAAGUUCCAGCACCUUAAGCUGCUCUUGCAAUACUCAGAUCCUGAAUUUUACACCUACCUGGUCUCCAAAGGUGCUGACGACCUCUUUUUUUGUUACCGCUGGCUGCUUCUUGAACUAAAGCGGGAGUUUGCUUUUGACGAUGCACUGAGGAUGUUGGAGGUGACCUGGAGCUCUCUGCCUCCAGAUCCACCUGAGACCGAGGUUGAGCUUCUUGGAUUACCGCUUGAAGCAGACGAGUCCCCGGGUCAUGACAGCAGCUACCCAAACUCAGAGAAUGAAAAGCUGGAAAAAGAACAGACAGAGCAGCGGCGGCGACACAUGUUGAGGCCGUCCCGAGAAGAGGCAGAUGGAGGACACUGUCUCGGAUUAGAGGCAGACAGAAAGGAAGAGAAGCCAUCUUGUGGAGAGGACAAAGGAGAUUAUGGUGUGGAUUGUGUGGUGAAAACUGAAGACCCUGCUCCAGCACCUCAUUUUGAGAAGCAGUCCAGUUUUGGAGAAUUUAAGUACUACAGUGCACGAAACGAGGACAGUUUUGAAGCUAAUGAAAAUGAACCAUCAAAUCCUACGUUAUCUUCAGUGAAGUUUGAGUCCACACAUUCAUUACCUCUCAUGGUCCGCCAGUCCACAGAGGACAGUGAGGAUGAUCCUGGUGAGCGGCAGCCUUUGAUAAGCGGGAAUGACCAGCUUUCAUCUCCUCAGACUGAGGAGAAAAACUCAUCCAGUUGGCAAACCGUUUCUCCCUUUCCUCCAAGUUUACUGAACUUUAAAAACGGCUCUCAGUUUUCUGCAACAUCUCCUUCAACGUCCAGCUGGAGAGCAGUGUGUCCUGAUGUUCCAGGAUUGAAGUCUGUCUCCUCUUCAUUUAUUGUUGGUAGUGCUGUGUCUCCUGAUAAGGCUUUGGGGAGAUUUGUGUCUUCAGCUGCUUUGUCUAAUGGAACUGGAUUGCACUCGCCAUCAACCCCCACAGGGAAGUCUGCACUUUCCUCUCCAUCCCUGGGCAACAAUCGCUCACUGCUGUCUUCCCCUGUUUUAUCCUUUGCUAAAUCUCCAUCACUACCCAAACCAUUCUCCAGCAACCUUUCAUCCCCAUGCAAACUUUCAGGAACUGGUGCAAGCACUCCAACUACAGGCAAACCUGACGCUAGUGGUGUUAAACCCUGUUCCCUUCCUCCUCCUCAAGAGUUUGGGAAGGGCAAUCCUUUCAUGCUGUUCUUGUGCCUUUCCAUCCUGUUGGAGCACCGUGACCAUAUCAUUAAAAAUAGUUUGGAUUAUAAUGAGCUGGCCAUGCAUUUUGAUCGCUUGGUCCGCAAGCACAACCUUGGCCGUAUUCUUCAGCGUGCCAAGGCCCUUUUUGCUGAUUACCUGCAGAGUGAAGUGUGGGACUCGGAGGAAGGUGACGAGGUCAGCUUGGACUCACCAACCACAGCUGCGUCCUCACCACUAACACUCCCUAAAACCAGUUGUUUGCAGUCCACAAUGGCCUCCUCCCCAAACUCUACUUAUAAUCUGGCCUCUACAAUCCCUUCUCCUACAACCCCCAAUGAUCUCUCUCCCUCAUCGUCCUGAUGAAUUUUAUCUGAACAAGUUUCAUCCCCACGAGAAAGCAAGUCAUAAUCUAUUAUAGUGUUCAUGAUAAGCUUUACCGGUUUUGUUUACGUGGCAAACCAAAGCUGGACAAAUGCUUCUUUUCUUAAUCAUUCUGCUGGUAUUAGAUUUUUUUUUGCACAGUAUGCUUAUUUUUCCUGUGUGACCAUGGCCUUUAAGAUUUCUUUUCUACACUUUUGCAUGCCACUUAUUGUACUGUAUGUUACUUCUUGCACUUUACUCUUUGUCUAAUUUGUGCUUAAACUGUGUAAAUAAAAUCCCUGAAAAGAACGGCAUGACAUUUGACAGCAAAGCUGGAUUGACUUUUACAAACCUGUAGACACUGGUCCAGUUAAUCUUCACUAUUGCAUCCAUUGAUGUUGAUUCAAGAUCCCAUUGAAUGAUUUUAUUUUGGUAAAUCUCCAAUGUACAGCAGGCCUAAAUCUAUUCAGAUUGAUAAGAUUGCAUUUCCUGUUUGAAUCAGAUGUCGUCUUUGAUAUCAGUUGGAACUCUCCAUUUUGCUUAGCUGAAUAUAAAUGUCAUGGACAUAUUCAUGGAUUGGAUUGUGUAAAUGAUGGUUGGAUUGUGUAAAUGAUCACACUUAUUGCUCUGAGAGGCCAGAAUAAUUUACUGGAUCUGAAUCAUAAAGAAUAUUUUGUUUUGUUUUGUUUUUUUUUGUUGUUUUUUUUUUACAUCUGAUGCAUUUGCCUAUGGUUGUUCCAUACAGCAAGACCACUGGCAGGUGGAUUAGCAGAAGAUUACUGUGUAAUUUAUUAUUCACCACUAUUGUCCUAAAUGUACAGCUCAAAUAGUAAUAUUGUCCAAAAAUGUCUGAUAAACCAGUUUUGCCCACUCUUGUUUAAAACUGACUCAUUUGCUUGAACAGUUGUUUUUAAUUUAUUGACCUUAAAUGAAUACAAUGGAAUAUAAAAAGUCUACACCCCUUGUUAAAAUAGCAGGUUUGUGUGAUGUUAAAAAUGAAACCAAGAUUAAUCAUGUACCAUCUUUGUCCACCUUUAAUGUGAUAUAACAAUCAACAAAUUUCAAGUGAAAAACAAAUGGAAACAUUUUAGGGGGGAAAUUAAACAAAAAACUGUUUGGAUAAGGGUCCCCUUAACUAAUACUUUUUAUAUAAAACACCUUAUGUUUGUAAUACACACUCAGUCUUUUUGUGUAAGAGUCUACCAACUUGGCACAUCAUUUUAUUUCACUCUUCGUUGCAAAAAUGCUCAAGAUCUAUCAGAUUGUGAGGGGGUCUGCUGUGCAUAACCCUCAUUCUUUAAGUCAUUCUACAGGUUUUUGAUUAGAUGUAGGUCUAGGCUUUGGCUAAAUGCACGUUGUGUUACAUGAAGUGUCUUGUUCCAAAUCUGCAGAAAAUCUGUGGUAAUUUUAAAAAAUUGCAAGCUCCUCCAAAUAUUGUGGAGUUUGCUUCAUUUGCAUUCAUUUCUGUAAUCAUGAUCAUGCUCAAAAUCAUGAAUUCUUGAAGGGUCUGUCUUUAUCUUUACUAGAACCCCAGUCUCAGCUGAAGAAGCAGCCCCAUAGCAUGAUGCCUCCCUGGCAAGUUUUCAUCUUGUCCUUUCAUCAAUUUUCGAAAGACAUCUUGUUCUUGGUAAUUUCAUCAUGUUCCACCAUUUUCUCCACUUGUUAAUAGCCUUCCUGGUUUUCCAUGGUACAUCUAAUACUUUGGAAAUUCUUUUGUAACCCUCUACUGAUCUAUACCUUUUGACAAUGAGAUCCUGUACAUGCUUUUGUAAGCUCUUUGCAGACCAUGGCUUCAGCAGUCAGAUGAAACCAAGAAAAAGUCACGAAAAUUCUACAGAAACAGAUUGUUUAUUUGGGGUUAAUCAGAAUCACUUCAUUGAUGACAGUUGUAUGAUAAUUAGUUUUGAACAUGACUUUAAACGUGAUUGGUUAAUUCUGCGCACAUAUGCCCCAUUAUUAAAAAGAUGUGUAUUCUUUGUAUUACCAGGUUAUUCUUUUUUUUCCCCUAAAACUUAUUUUUAUUUAUCUUAUCUUGGUUUCAAUUUUUUACAUCACAAAACUUGCCAUUUUAACAGCAGUGUAUAUAGUUUCUUAUAUCUUUAGUUUUCACAGAAUGCAAAAUAAAUGUAUCCUCAUAUUUUAUCAUUCCUCAUGUUGAAUUUGGGAUUCCAUACAUGUCUUAACACCAAGUGUUCUUUUAUUUUUCUUUCUUCUAAGAAGUGUUGAAAUCCUUUAUAGACGUGGGCCAAAGGAAUUUUCCUUGAAAAUGCAAUCAUUGUGGGCCUUCUAUUGUUUCCUUUUAAAAGCUUUAUUGAACAUUAAAUUAUUCCCAUAGAGAGGUUUGCGGGACUGAAUGCUAGCAAUAUCUGUAUUUAUACAAUAAAUUCAUCCAAGACCAA